GAAAGUUGAUCAAUUCUCUUUUCUUUUGCCUUUUCAAUCAAUUUACUCUUUUUAUUAAUCAUUGAUUAUUGUAGAAUUAAUUAAUUUAGCUCAUGUUUUUACUAAUUUUUAAACUCUUUUCUUAAUCUACGUCUACAAUAAUCUCUUUAUCCAAACAAUCAUUUGGUUAAUUCACUCAAAGAGAUUAUCCCAGCUCAGUUGUUUCUCGUUGAAAGGUGAAAAUAUCACAGUCACAAUAUAUCAACAAUUAAUAUAAAUCAAGAUGAAUAAUUUUGUCCAAAAUGGGCUUCUACCUAAACUCGAGGAUACAGUUGAUAAGGUUCUUCGCCAUUCCAAGCAUAUUUUACCUACAUUAGCUCGUGCGUGUUUAAUAUCUACCUUUAUUGAAGAUGGUAUCCGAAUGUAUAUCCAAUGGUCAGAACAACGAGAAUUCAUGAAUAUGUCAUGGGGUUGUGGUUAUUUUCUAGCGACCAUGUUUGUCCUUUUUAAUCUUGUUGGCCAAUUAGGGGGAUCAGUUAUGGUCCUCAUUCGAUAUCAGGUCCCAUAUGCCUGUUUCUUAUUAUUCUUAAUCAUUGUUGUUCAGACAAUUGGUUACAGUAUUCUUUGGGAUCUACCUUUCCUAUUAAGAAAUUUAUCUCUUUGUGGUGCUGUAUUACUAUUGUUAGCUGAAUCCAAACAAGAAGGGAGAAGUUUAUUCGCUGGUGUGCCAACUCUUGAUGAAAAUAAGCCCAAAAAUUACAUGCAACUAUUGGGACGAAUUUUACUCGUUUUCAUGUUCAUUACUGUUCUUAGAUUUGAAUUCAGUCUUUUACAAUUUAUCCAGAUUCCAGUAGCCUGUUCACUCAUGAUUCUUGUAACUGUUGGCUACAAAACCAAAUUAAGUGCAUUCGUCCUGGUUUUAUGGUUAACAGGACUUAAUUUCUGGUUAAAUGCCUGGUGGACUGUUGAUUUACACAAAUCAGUUCGAGAUUUUCUUAAAUACGAUUUCUUCCAAACACUUUCCGUGGUUGGAGGUUUACUCAUGGUUGUUUAUCUUGGUCCCGGAGGUGUUUCCAUUGAUGAUUACAAGAAACGUUGGUGAUUAUCUAAAGAGAAUUGAAAAAUUCUUGAAGGCAGAAAAAAUUUAUUAAAACAAAAAGAAAAUGAAAAACGAAAAAAAACGAAAAGAAGAUUAAAAAAAGUUAUUGUUCAAGAAAAAGUAAUGGAAGCGAAAACCAGAAAGAUUAUCAAAGUGAAUUUACUGAUUGAAAAAUCGAGAUCUAAAUCACCAGAGGAUAAGAAGAAGAGUUUAAUUUGAAAGCCACAAAAAGAAACAAACAACAAAUAAAUUAAUUUUUAUAUCAAGAAACAAA
Molecule: messenger RNA, 1352 nt
Organism: Panonychus citri (citrus red mite)
Lineage: Eukaryota; Metazoa; Arthropoda; Arachnida; Trombidiformes; Tetranychidae
Gene: Surf4
Product: surfeit locus protein 4 homolog
Exons: 4
Coding region: 263-1081 (272 amino acids)
Biological process (GO): Golgi organization
Cellular component (GO): membrane; endoplasmic reticulum-Golgi intermediate compartment; endoplasmic reticulum
Source: RefSeq, a predicted model, not a curated record